Messenger RNA from Bemisia tabaci, 12886 nucleotides. The record is from RefSeq and is a predicted model, not a curated record. Lineage: Eukaryota; Metazoa; Arthropoda; Insecta; Hemiptera; Aleyrodidae.
UUAUCGAGUCCGGUCGUUGGAAGUGUGUUUUAACGUUUGGUACCAUCCGUCGACCCUGUAUUCAAGUUUUUCUCGGAAUUAAGUUGUUUGUAUUCCUUGCUCGUGCUCUGUGUAGUGUCAAUGACGACGUAUCAAACCGCUUUUCCCGUGAAUUUUUCUCUUUGUGAAGGUUUUAUCUUGCUCACUGUAAUUGCUCAGUAGAAUUCUCACUCUUGUUGACUGCAGAUUUUUCGGAACCGACCUUUCUUUCCGUCGCUUUUCCUUCUCAUUGACCGAAUCACCUGGUUUAUCGUAAAUUUGGGCUAUCAAUAUGGCGAUUCAAUCGGAAGCUACUCCAUGUAAAACUCGCUAAUCGCAUCCAUUCGGCGCGCACGAAUUUUCGCAGCUUUUAUCACGGCAGUGAAAAUUUCUUUCCAACUAUGUGAUUUGCGAUUUUUUCGUCAGUUUCCGUCGGGUUUCUCAUAUUUCCCUCCGAGCAUUGUGCGCCAAGCCUGAAUCUAGGCAGAUGGCUGGGCUGUAAUCCUGCAGGCAGUUACAUACAGCUUUAUGUACUGUCCGAUUGCCGUGUUUAUUGUGUUCGGUCCACUUUGCCGCCUGUAUGUCUUGACUUCCCUGUGACCAAUUACUCAGCCUGUCACCCCUUUUAGUUUCUUUAUGGCGCUGUGUUUGCCUCUGUGGAAUUUUAUCAUCUUCAAUUUAACUACCCUAAUGUAGAAAGCACCUGCGCUACAUCUGUGGGAAAAUGACAUCUUUGUUGAUCAUUUUUCAUUGAAAGCUACCGAGUUGUGGUAGCUCUUAUCUAGCUACAUUCGUUUAUUAUUAUGUAGUCAAGAACUUUGAAGUAUGUUAAUCGAUCCUUUGUAUUUCCUUUCGAUAUCCCAGUAUGCGUGAGCAAGAAUCAACAAGUUCAGCGGUGUGGCACAAGUGGUUUCUUGAUGCCAUAUCCAAAAUAAGAUCGCAGAAGCAGCGACCAUCAGCAGAUAGAAUUUGCCAUGCUAUUCGGCAGCACCACCAAUUCAGUGAAGAAAUCAUUAAAGAACAACUAGAAAAGAGUGUUGCCGAGAAAGCUAUUCUUAAGGUUCUCAACAAGGGUAUUUGUUCAUACAAAGACCCAGAUUGUAAUCAAACGCGGAAUGUGCAUGUCUCGAAAGAUUCUGAUUUAACAAGGAUCGUUUAUAAAGCAAUUAAAGAACUUAAUGAGCCAAAGGGAUCAACGUUAAAAAGCAUCGAAAAAUAUGUACAGCAUUCCAAUGCCCUGGAUCUGGAGUCGGAUCUUGACUUAACUUCUCUGAUUAAAACAACUCUCAAGCGUGCCAUCGAAAAGAACAUAGUUAUCCAAGAGGGCAAAGUUUUCAAAAUCAACUCUAAAAUCAAUUUUUAUCAGCUGAAGCUUCUUGAAAAAGGUUCGAGGAGUAGUGACUCGGAUGAUCCUGUAGGCCGGAGAUCGUAUCGCAGUAGUAGUGAAGAUCACGAUGAUGGUAGGCGAAAAUCCCGAGGCAAAAGAUCUCCGAGUAAAUUGUCAGAAAGUGAUUCACCAAAGAAAUCUGCAUUGCCGAUUUGUUUGGAAUGCCUUGGAACUGAGACUAAAAAUCGAACUGGUGUUGAAGAAAAACUUAGCUCUUGUUCUGCCUGUGGGACAUGUGUGCAUCUAUCAUGCGUUCCCUCUGGCAGAGGACCUGAACUAGCAGUUUUAAUCAAUUUGGGUAGUCAAUGGACUUGUGAAGAGUGUUGUACGUGUGAAGGCUGUAAGCAAUCAAAAGAGCAAAUGUGUUUGUUAAAUUGUUAUACCUGUGAAAGGAGUUACCAUCUCAGCUGUCUGCAGCCUCCAGCCGAAAGAAGACCGAAAACAGCGUGGCGCUGCAGUCACUGUCAUGAAACACUCAGCAGUGCCUCAUCAGUUACUCCUGUCAAGAAAAUGGCCACUCCUACUCCAGUCCGAAAGAUGGUUAAACUCAGAGAGAAGAAUAAAGAACUACGCACUCAAAGAUUAGCAGCGAAAGGUGCAACGCCUAAGCGUAAAGGAAAGAGAGCGAGUGUUGGUGUACCUGAGAGCAGCUCUGAGGAUGGUAAUGAAUCCCCCCCUCUUUCUCCUGUUCCCCCCCUCCUAUCCUCUGAUGGCUAUCGAGAGGAGAAAAUCUCUAAAGAAAAACAGAAAUUCUUUCGAUUAAGUGCUUUCUAUGCCCAACAUGGGAAAAGUAGGAGACGCAGUAGCGGAGUAUCAGGCAAAAGAGCUCGGGGCUCGAGCAGUAGUAGCUCAGAUAGCAGCUGUGAGCGCGGAACCAAAUUCUCUUCUAGUACCUGUUCUCUCUUUUCUAAGCCCUCGGCUUUCUCUACCUCUAGUCCAUCCGCUGAAUCCUCUUUUCAGCCAAAAUCCUCCAAAGUAGAGAUACCCGUUAAGUCAACCCCUAGCUCUCAGCCUUUGCCGAAUCUCUUUAAUGCGACAGACACUGACACCAUGUCAAUGUUUUCCCUAGAUUGCGUCAGUAAUGUUCCGAAAUUUGGUAGCAAGGUAGACUUUUCUUCAAGGAAUAGGACUAACCAUGAUCGGUCCAUGAGUUUUGGCGAAAAGAAAGGCUUGUUCAGUGGUGAUUCAUCUCCUUCAAAUAGUCUGGAGUUGCCGAAAAACAGAAUGUUCUCUGAGCUGUGUGAUUCUCCUCCUUUGUUUUCCCACUUGUACCAUUCUUCUCCUGCCCACUCCUCUCGACCUACUUCCGCCUCAGCCUCCACCCCUGCCCCUGCCCCUGCCCCAGCCAAAAGCCCCAGCCCUGCUCUUACCCCCACUCCAAAGUCCUCCUCUCAAUCUGUAUCAUCCUCUGGCAAGUCCUUGUCGAGCAAAGCCCCCACUCCUCGUCCGCUCUCUAAGCCUGGCAGCAGCAUGUCUUCGUUGAUAGCGAGCAUUUCCAAAAGUUAUCUGGCAAAAUCCUCGGGCUUUUCUGGUUUGUCAAGUAGAAAGCCUUUCACUUCAAGAUCUUCAGUCCCAUCCAGCGACAAACCUUGGGGUUUUGCGGCUGCUGCUGCUUCUAAAACCAGCACCCCUAGUCAUGUCCGAAAGGACAAAAAGGUUGUCGCGGAGAAACCUCUGAAAGCCUCGCGUCUUGGUGUUGAGGAAAGGUCCCUUAAAGUAUCCCAUCCCUCCCCUUUUCCAAAAGAUUUCGAGAAAAACAGUGAUAAUUUUCCAGGUUUUGGUCAAAUUAAAGGCCUCUUUGAUGCCCUUAGUCAUUUAUUCACAACUCCAGAUGUCAGUCGUUCUCGAACUGUCACAAACUACAGCCUUAGUAGGCGGAGAACCUCUCGUGAAAAAAAGACCUCCACCUCUCCAUCUGCCCGACGCUCGUCUCCCCACUCCCCUGGACUCUCGUCUCCCCACUCUCCCAGACUCUCGUCUCCCCUUUCCCCCCAAUUUUCAUAUCGGUCUCCUGCUUCUCCUGAUAUAGCAAUCCCUGAAAACAGCAUCGAGAAACCUGUCGCUAUUUCGAAUGGGAACCUCAAAAAAAUCAGCCCUUCGAGCCUCGUGAAAUCAGCUGUUCUAUUGAAAGCACAUGAACAUAUAACUAGAGAAGCUCUCUUCUCUGGUGAAUAUUUGUCCCAUGGGUUGAAAGGACACGCAGCCUACCCGUACCUCCCUACCUCUCCUUCCUCCAGUUCUUUAUCAUUCCUCCAGAAUGUACCACCUCGCAUCGUGAAAUCAUCUGACCAAACGGUUAUGCAAAGCAUUGCAAAACUCUUGGCCUCUGAUUUGCCUCCCGGUGUGACGCAUAGAGAUGUAGAACUGUUCAAAAAAACAAGAGAACGAGCAAUACAGACCAUGUCCUGUGAGCCUCCUGCAACUGAAUUCUCAGUAGGAUCAACAGCUGGAAUUCAUGAGGCUCCUAGAUGCCCUGCUGCAAUAGAAUUUGGGAAGUACGAUAUUCAGACGUGGUAUUCUUCACCAUUCCCUCAAGAAUACGCUAGGUUACCUAAAUUAUUUCUUUGUGAGUUCUGUCUUAAGUACACCAAAAGCAAGGCACUACUUCAAAGGCACCAAGAAAAAUGUUUGUGGAGGCAUCCGCCAGGCACUGAAAUUUAUAGAUUUAAAGAAUUAUCAGUAUUCGAGGUUGAUGGCAAUGUAAACAAAAUUUACUGUCAAAACCUCUGUCUUCUAGCUAAACUUUUUCUAGAUCAUAAAACACUGUACUAUGAUGUAGAGCCUUUUUUAUUUUAUGUUCUUACAAUGUACGACAUCAAGGGUUAUCAUUUAAUCGGUUAUUUUUCUAAAGAAAAACAUUGUCACCAAAAGUACAAUGUUUCAUGUAUUAUGACAAUGCCCCAGUACCAAAGAAAAGGCUAUGGCAGAUUCCUCAUUGACUUUAGUUACCUGCUAUCCAGAGAAGAAGGGCAACCAGGCACUCCGGAGAAACCUCUUUCAGAUCUCGGUCGAGUUUCCUACCAUGCCUAUUGGAAAUCCGUCAUUUUAGAGUAUUUAAAUACACAUAGAUCUGAGAAAUUAAAAAUAGAUCGAAUAAGUAAAGAUACAGGCAUUUUCAGUCGUGAUAUUGCUUUAACGCUGUCUCUUCUGGGCUUUGUCGCUGCUCCAGAAGACAAUGACGAUGUAGUGCUGGCCAUAGAUUGGGAUCUUGUCGAUACGCAUGCAGAAAGAGUAAAAAAUAGCAAAACCAGGAUACCAAUUGAGCCAGAAUGCCUCCGGUGGACGCCGCUAGUCAUGGUUAUCGCCAACCCCUACAAACCACCGCCUCCCAUUGAAGAUAAACCUGUGGACGAUAGCACCAAAAUGGAAACAGAAGUCUCGGAUGAUGUCAAAACUGAAACAGAUGCAUGUAAAACAGAACCUGUAGUUGAGCCGGUGAAAAAAGGAAGAGGUCGCAAACGAAAGAGGCCACUAGAAGAGAGUGUAGUAGAAUCUCCAGGUAACAAGGCGGCAGUGGAACCCGAAACGCCUAUUGAACCACCACCCAAGAAAAGAUCUCCAAAACAACUAAUGGGCAGGCGGUCAGUUGGCAGACCAAAGCUCAACAAGCCACCAGUCAAGAAGAGUCCAUUGAAAAAGACACCUGUGAAGCUAAGUCCACCAAAGCAAAAACCAGGACCCAAAACACUUAAACAAAGGUCCUUAAUUAGUAUGUUCAAACCAAAAUCACCUCGGAAAGGUGAUAAAGAAACUAGUAUGCCAACUCUUAAACCGGUUGAAAAUCUGUCAAGGCCCAGGCGAGAAACCUCACCGCCUCCUCUCUCACCACCAUUACCACCAAAAAUGAAAGGUGUAAAAGGUGUAAGAACUCCAACCAAAGUAAAAGAUAGACCUGAGGAAACCGAAAAGGCAGUGAAAGCAAGCAAAGUGGAAGAAGCACCAGUUCAACAGGCAACCUCUCCCCGAAAGUACACCAAAGCAGUGAAACCUAUCAAAGUUGCUAAGCCCGUGAAAGUGAAACCACCUAAAAAAAUAAUUAUCAAAAAGCUAGGGAAGAAGAAGCCAACAAAGAAGAAGAGGCAUUGGAAAGUGGAGAAGAAGCGAGAAAGGCUGCGAGCUGAAGCCAAGGCCAAAGCAGAAGCCAAGGCAAAAGCACUGGCAGAAGCAAAAUCUGACACUGAACCCACCACCGAAGAUGAUGCCAAAAUCAAAACAGACUCUGAAACCAAUGCUGAAACUGAGCCUGAAGAAGAUCAAGUGCGGAAUGACAAGACAUCAAAAUCUCCAGGAUCUCCAAGAUCACCGAAGCCAAUGGAGUCGGAAUCCUCAUCAAGUUCUUCUAGUGAGUCAGCUGAUGAGGAGGAAAAAGAAGAGAAGGCAAGUGAGACACUAGAUGAAAUGAAUAUUUCUGAAAAAAUUACUGAACAGAAUGAAAAACCAGAGACUCCCAACCCUGAAAAGUCUUCUGAGGACCAAACAGAGAAGAAAAUUGAAAAGAGGCCUGUGGACAGUGAAAAGGAGGAGAAAAUAGUGCCAUCCAGAGACCUUUCGGAAGAUGAUCAUACAGAUGAAGAAAGUGAAAUUGUUGAGAAAUGUGCCGAAAGCAGAAAAGAUAGUAAAAAGCCCAGUGAAGCAAUUGUCACAAGGAAUGUAGAAGAUGAAAAACCAAAGAGUGAAGCGUCAACAAGCGAAGCAUCUAACAGUGAAGCCUCUAACAGUGAGGCUUCCAACAGUGAAUCGUCCAAUAGUGAAUCCUCAGCUUCUGAAAAUGAUCUAGGUGGCAAAAGCAACACAAAGCAACCUGAAGUCAUGGAAAAACCGUCUCUCCCGAAGACUCCAGAAGUCCAUCUUGAUCCAACAAAUGAAGAUUCGAAUCAUGAUGUAGAAAUGAAAGACAGCAAUAAUGAUAUCCAAAGUAAGUCUGAACUUCCAGGGAGUAUAUUUUCAUCAAAAGCUGUGGAAAGCGAAGUUAGAGAUAGUAAGGAAAAUAGUCAUUCAGAUGAUAAUGGAAAAUUAGAAAAUUCAGAGAAAAUUGAAAAGAUAGAGGAAGGCGAAAAACUACGUUCAGAAAGCAUAAUGAAAAGUGCGGAAGGUGACAAAACUGAGUGUGGGGAUAAGUGGGAGCGAACAGAAGAUUUUGUGGUAGAGAAAGUGGACAAGAAGAAAGAAAAGAGUCUCGAAAUGAAAGUAUUGGAAAAAGAAAGAGAGGAGACUCCAAAGAUUCUGCCUGCAGAUGAACCAAGAUCUUUUAGCGAAGUCACGAAGGAAAUCCCAAAACAGAGGGACUUCUAUGAUCGCCGUGGACCCUCUGUGCUUUCAUAUCAUGAGAAAACAAGUACUGACGAACAUUUUGUAGCCCGAUCAGGAUUAGAGUCCAAAGAAUCAUUCAAACUGGCUGAUAAAAAUGCAGCAUUGAAACCCGAGACUGCCCUGGAACCUAUUAAUCCCAAAGACAAACUGCUAAGGGAUGUGUACGACCGUAAAGGAACCAGUGCUCUCACUUCUCGUGACAAAGAAACGAUAAACAUGGAUCUAGGCUCCUCUGUUGUUCCAUCCAACCCAUACAUUGAUGUAAAAGAUACCAAGCAGAUAGAGAAAUUCCAGAAGAGUGAAACAGAAGUGGUGAAAGAAAAGCAUCGCAUGAAAGAUUACUAUGACAGAAGAAAUGCAGCCAUACUGUCUUACCAGGAAAAAACUGUCGGUGAGUACUGCCCCAGUUUGGUCCCUGGUGGUCCUCUGUUGUCAUUGCCGAAUGAGAGUGAAAUGAAGAUGCUUCACAAAAGUGUAACACCGAAAAAUGGCACAGACUUGCUUCCCACAUCCAGUAAAGGGAUGGAACUGAAUCUCCCUGUUAAGGAAACGCCUAGCCAAAAAAUACCUGAGAGCUGUGAUAAACCUAUGGCCAACUACAAUAGUAUGGUACCUCAAGUAGAGUCAGACAAAAGCGGAAAAAUGAAGAGCAAACACUCGGACUCGAAAGAAAGGGAUAGAUGCAAUAGAGACUCUGUAAUGAAAGAACAAAAGCGCUACAACGAUAUGGCGAAAGAAAAACACAGACAAAGAGAGUACUAUGAUCGUCGGUGGCCCGGUGAGUCUCCACCUGUAGUCGUCUUGGACGAUGAACGCAGCAAAAGCAGUACUCCUCAUAGUGCCGAGCCGGUUAAGCAUACUCCACCUCAUUCGGAUAUGCAGAGCAUGGGUGUUUACACCCCUGAUUCAACAACUAAUUCUGUGCACUCUUUGCACUAUGGUCAGUGCGACUUAGACGUGAAUCAACUCGGAAUUGGUUCUCCGUCAUCAAUAUCCUCCAGUGAUAUGGCACCCCUCUCAGUUGGUGAGCCACCUAGACCCCCAUCCUACUCGGACUGUGUUCAUCAUCACUCGCCUGCUAGUCUACUUCCUCAAUAUCCACCCCACCAUGCUGCUGCCCCACCUCCAAAGCCUCAGAGCACUUCUAGAAAGUCUCAAAACACAACCAGCCACCAUAGAAAUCGCUCAACGCCCCCUAGUCAGCACCAGAUAUCUCGACAGUCCUACCCACAAGGCAAUUACAUGAACAUUCCGCAAGGAAACUACAUGAAUAUCCCUCAAGGUGGCUCAUAUGUGAGUGUUCCCAUGUCAUCAGUCAUUCAACAUAGAAUUCCAAGCCAGCAGGCAUCGUCUCAUCAGUCUUGUUCAAGUGUCGGAAGUCCAACGAAUUUCUACCUUCAAAGUGCCAUGCACACUCCAACAAGCAGUGCGCAAGGUAACUCGCCAUCGUGCAGCUUAAGCAAACUGCAACAACUCACCAAUGGGUUUGAUAUGAUUCCGCCAGGACACUGCUCAACUAUGACCCCUCCUCCAAUGAACCUCACUCCUCCCCCCUCCUCCCACUCAACCAUGACCCCUCCGCCUCAUCAAGGGCCUAAUUACCAGCGAAUGUACCCAGGUAACUCGGGUGGAAGGAGUAGUCAUCAAGUGCCUCCAAGGAGUCCUAAUGUGACAAUAAAUCCUAACUUGAUGGCUCAGUAUCCCUCUUUCAACGGUUACCGUCAACAAGCGGGUUACGCUGGCUUCAUCAACCAAUCCCCACAGCUCCCUGUUCAAAUGAGCGUAAUGAAUCAGUACACGCAAGAGCAACAGAACACCAUGUACACUGCAUAUGGCCUUUACAAUAGCAGUAGUUUGAUGCAACCUUUGAAUUCAACCAUACGUCGGUGAAAAAAGGCCAAAUACAGGGAUAAAUCAUAACGAACCAGUAACUGAGCUUUAGUAAUACGGCCGCUGCAGUAAUCCUAUUAAUUGCCUCCAAUGCUCAAUAUAUUUCCUUUCACCUCAUGAUAUUGAUCAAGUUAUUUUCUACAGCCUCAUGGUCGAAAAAAUUCUAUGCUGCAUGGUGAGCUGAUGAUUCCGAACAACAGGAAAAUGUCCAGGAACUUUUAUCUUGAAGCCAAGGAUUUUUGUAUAAAAGUAAGGUGUUUUUGUUUCCUUUUCUACUCAGUUAGAAUUCCAAGCUUUUUAAUCAACAUAAGAGCCUACCUUUUGGAGGUAUCACCAUUGAGAGCUGAAAGAAUGUCAACACCAAACCGCCUUCCCUUACUUAUAUUGGGAAUUUUUCUGUAGUAAACGCUUUCUAUAGUUCGUCGGAAAAAGGACAGCUACUUAACUUGUCAAAGUUUGAUGCAUUAUAAGCACACGAUCUACCUUUGCAAUUUCGUAUUUAUGCUUUGUAGGUUUUGCGAUUAUCUUUAGUUGCUCAACUUGUUUUGUUCCUUCAAAAUUUUCUGUAUUCACCAAAACGUCAUUUUGAAGAUUAUUUCUAUAAUUUAUUUGCCCUCUGUUUACACUGAUUUUGGAAAUAUUCGCUACAUGUAGCCAACAGAUGACACUCACUUAAUCUCAACACUCACUUAAACUAAUUAAUUUUUAUUGAGUUCCCCUUAAAUCUCAAAGGGUUUUUCUGAGAAUCAAUUUGAAAAGUAAAUGAAGCAUAAUCCAAACUGAAUCAAGAAACUAGUUUAUUUCCAGUUUUAAAGUUAAAUAUGUCUCAAAUCAUUGAUGAAAGCACUUCCACUCUACUCCCAAAUUAUUAAGAUCAUCGUAUGAAGGAGCCUACAAAUGUGGCUAUGAAUCUUUCCUAAUAUUUUGCCUUGAAAUCUAAGAAUUAGAGGACGAAUAUGAGAAAAUUAAUCUUCCCAAUCAAAGUUUCACGUUAGUAGAAGUAUAUGUUGGUCAAACAGAGGCUUUCAAUUUUAUUCCAGUGCCAGCGGUCAGUAUUUUUCCUUAGGAGUUAAGAUGAAAAUAGGAAAAAACUUUGGUCCAUAGCUGUUUCGUUGUCUUUACCAUUCCUGUUAAUGUGACACUUAAUCUUCUGUGUAGUAUUACAACUAUAUCUAUUUUUGUACUGUUAGCUCUGUUUAUCCUGAACAACUACAAGGGAGCAAAAACUAAUUUAAGUGGUGGAAUUCUACACCUCUGUAACUAUUGUAUUUUUUACAAGAAGACUCCCUUCGCUGUACAUCAAAGAAUUUCUGGAUAUUUGGGUUCUUUGGAAGUAUUAAAACUAGUGAAACCUGUUUUCCUAAUUAAAAUCCUUCAAAUAGCCCCAGUAAAUUUGUGCUCUAUCUUAAGAAUUGUGCAUUUGCCUCUCUUAUCAUCCGCCAUCAUAGCCAAGUUUAUUGCUGUAAUGCCUCUGUAUUGCACAUGCAAGAUUCCUAGGAGUCAAUUUAAAUUCUGCUCUUAGCUGCGCUUAUUUACAUGCACUUCGCCAUUUCUCAAUCAGCUUAAAUUCUGUGUCUGCUGACAGCCUUAUCGAAGAAAUUAUCAAGGAAUAUUUACACACAGUACACUCUUUUUAUGUAACGACCCCUGUCAUAAUGAAAAUUUCUCUCCAAGCAAGGAAUCAUCCAUUCCCUUGAGCUUCCCAUGCCUCUCAUUGCUGCUCAUCAUAACGAAAAUUUCACUACAACAAAAAAUCGUUCGGCGCUUUGCCGAUUCGUCAUGGAGAGAGAGAGAAAGAGCAUUGCAAUUGUAAAACGUCGUCAGAAUACAUUCCACCGAUUUAUCUGAAGCACUAAGCAAAUUUGUAAAAUGUAUUUUUAUGAUGUUAUGAUCACAUUGUAUUUCUGAUAGUGCAGUAAGUGGCAUUAAUGGUCAAAGCCGAACAAGAAGCAAAGAUAUUGUGAAAAACUGAACCCCUGUGUGCAAUUCGACCCCAUGCCUUUGUUUCAUAGAACAUUAAGUUUUGUAGUCCACUUGAUCAUGUCUGAAGCUUAGGAACGUUUAGCACAAUUGUUGUAAUUUACCGGAACAGUCAGUGUUCUGAAAAUUUUCUGGAAGUAUAAAUAGAUUCCACUAGGCUUAACAUUUCCAUAUGUUGCUGAUAAUCACCUGAACACCAAGCGAAUUAGGAGCAGUCAGUAGAGGGAGUCUUCUUCUUAGUGUAAAUAAAUUUUGUUAAGAUUUAAUACUAUAUUUUCGUAAUAAAAAUUCCAGCAACUAAAAAUACAUAAAAACAUAAAAAAUUAUCUUGUAAAGUUGUACAUUUUUCCCUGUACAAAGUUCCAGAUUUCUUCGAAGACAUUUUGAAGUCUUGUUGCUCCCAAUGCUUAACUGAAAUUUACAUAAUUUUGUUCCUAGAAUAAAUAAUUGGGUUAUGACGUGUGCUGAACUCGUUGUAACGACUUGUACAGCUGUUUUUUUUUUGUUUUUUGAUAGUUCAACUAUCCUAAGGUUUCAACCUCAAGAAUCCUUUAAUUUCUCGGUACGUAUCAUACCUUAGUCUAGCUAUUUAUUGCCUGUUUAUUUAUUUUCUAACAAAUUGUAAUUAAUGUACGUAUUCUCCUUAUUUUGUGUAUAUAGGUGGAUUAAUUUAAGUCAUUAAAUUUUGUUGACUUAUGAACAAAUUGUUAUGUGUUUUUUUAAGCAGGAAAUGUAAUUGUUAAACUUCCUUUCGUCUUUUCUCCUGUGUCAGUUCUUUAAGAUAGAAGGUCUUUAUUUUUUACAUGGAAGUCCUUAUUUUAAGGCUGUUUCUUUGAAAAGUCCUUAUUAUUUUAUCUUAUUUGGUAGCUGCAAAUUUCCUGUUGUACAAAUUUUUACAGAAGUGUUGGCUAUUCAAAAUGUUUGUUUUAUGAAAUUAUACAACCUAUUGUAUUUUGACAAAAUCUGUUGAAAAUCUUGAGAUAAAAAAUUGCUUUGAUUAAGCUCAAAGUAUUAGUAGGGAAAUUAUGCUGUAAUUUUUAGACGCAACAGAAGCUCUGUGUAAGAACGCUGCUUUCGCAUUGAAGCAAGUCCUGAAAAAUUCUCCAAGUCAAAAAGUGGAUCCCCUUAUUUGGAUUGAAAAAGCAAAAUGUACCUUGCGCAUAACUUUUAGAUUUAAAACAUCCAAUUGUGCAUUUUGCUUUCUACCAGGAAAAAAUAUUACAUACAGAAUUUUAGUUCUGUUUUCGUGCAUCAAAGGCCUCGCGUACCUUGAAUUCUUGAACUUCUCAUUGUAUCUCUAAAUAAAAAAAUAAAAGUAAUAAUUUUUUUUGCCCUGGAAUUGAAGAGCGCCUUUAAAUUUUCAUGUUCUCUAUCAGACAGUAUUUUAUUUUUCUUUCAGUAAUUCAUCUUCUUGCAUGAACUCUAUUUUGACUUACUUCUAGAUUCAUUCUUUCACUAUGUUGGCAAACAUGUGCAUAAGUUGCGUCUUCUAGAAGGUGUCCAGUGAUCUGAGAUUCAAGUUCAUAAUUACACUGCUUGUUGUGUAAGUUCAUUUGUAAUUGAGUCAGCACUGUCGAACAUGUGGAGCCUUUUCGUCAAACGUUUUUUUAUCCCUUUAUUUAGGAGCUUGAAUGAUUCUGUGACUUCUCACCAUUCACUUCGUUGACAGAUCACUAUUUAAGUUACAAGCACGGAGAAUAUUUGGAGGCCUUUUGUUUGCAAGGAAACGCCUGAAAUGCAAAUUUUUCAUGUUCUCAAGCAUUAGUGGUUUUUUAAUAUAAUUCUGUUGUUUAUUUUCAUAUCGUUGCCUUGUAAAAAAGUUAAUUUAUUGAAAUAAUUGUUUUUUUUUCUUAAUUUUUUUCAUUCAUUCGUUAGGUUUAAUUGUGAUCCUCCCCUGGAUGUGUCAUUUCUUAUUUUGUUAGGAAUUUUACGAGGAUUGUUAGUUCAUCACUGUAUGUUAAAAUUUCCGGUGUUUUCAAGCAUGAAUGGACGAUUGUUUCUGUUUGUAUUGAAUGAAAGUAGUGAGUCCUUUGUUUGAUCAGGUCAGCUAGUAUUUAAUUAAUUAAAUUUAAUUCUGAAAUCACUCAUUGUUAUUAGAAUUGUGGAGUUACAGCAACAGCUGUUCAAUCUCUGUCCUUUACAGUAUUCUCUUCUCACUUGUGUAUAUAUAUCUUUACAAUUACUGUCGUGUCACAAUUAUUCCUUUGUAAAUUAUUAGGAUUGCUUUUGAGAAUGAACACGGAUUUGAAGUAUUCUACUCUUGUAUAAAUACACAAAUAAUUUUAUUUAUUCACUGAUAAA